UCCUUCGCAGAUACGCGAUGGAUGGUCCCGACAUGUUGCAAAAUGCAGCAGAUAUGGAAACAUCCAUUACAAAAUCUGUCGCGAAGCUUAAGAAAUCAACGAUAUUGAAGCCGCACCCAGAAUCUUGCUCUACAGCUAUUACUCAAGAAAAGUUGGAUAAAUGGCGUAAAAAUUUCUACGAAGAACCAAAAAAUGUAUUGGCCCAGAAUGUGUGUUCACGUUUCGAUCCAUUCGAUGUUUGCUUAUCGCGCAAAACUAUAGAAAGCAUCAAUCAUGUGUUCACCUAUAAGGUUGAGAUGGAAGGCAAACCAGUUACAAAUCAGAAAAAUUCUGGCAGAUGUUGGUUAUUUGCAGCGUUAAAUUGCAUACGUUUACCGUUUAUGAAGGAAUACAAUUUGGAUGAGUUUGAGUUUUCACAAUCUUACCUCUUUUAUUGGGACAAAAUUGAAAGAUGCAAUUACUUUUUGAACAACAUUGUCAAUACUUCGAGACGUGGCGAGAAAGUCGAUGGCCGUUUGGUUUCAUUCUUAUUAACCGAUCCCACCUCGGAUGGUGGCCAAUGGGAUAUGUUGGUCAAUUUAAUAACAAAACAUGGCUUGAUGCCAAAGAAAUCUUUUCCGGAAAGUUUUACUUCCGAAGCCAGCCAACAUAUGAAUGCGGUUUUAAGAAGCAAGCUACGUGAGUAUGCCAAAGUUUUGCGCAAUCUUAUGGACACUAAUCCGAGCGACGAGGAGAUAAAUGAUAAAAUUAACAAUAUUAUGGCAGAAAUCUACAAAGUCGUUGGCAUCUGUUUGGGCAUACCUGCCGAGAAAUUCACUUGGGAAUAUUAUGAUAAAGCCAAAGCUUAUCAUUCAGUUGGUCCUAUAAAACCAGUAGAGUUUUAUAAUACUAUGGUGAAACCCAUCUUCAACGUCGAGGAUAAAGUCUGCUUGGUUACGGAUCCUAGAAUUUCGAAUCCUUAUAGUCAAGCGUAUACUGUGGAUUGUUUGGGUAACGUAAUUGGUGGGCGUCCUGUGCUAUAUAAUAACCAACCGGUGGAAUUAUUAUUAAACAUGGUGACUGCUAGUCUUAAGUCUGGGGAGGCAGUAUGGUUCGGUUGUGAAGUGAGCAAACGAUUUGCCCCCAAGCAAGGCAUAGAGGAUUUAAAUAUACAUGAUUUUAAACUGGUUUUCGAUGUAGACAUUCAAAAAACACUCUGCAAAGCCGAUCGUCUUAUUUAUGGUGAAUCUUCCAUGACUCACGCAAUGUUAUUUACGGCGGUUUCACUAGACGAAAAUGGAUCCCCGAAGAAGUUGCGAGUGGAAAAUUCUUGGGGUGAGGAACGAGGUGAAAAGGGCUACUUAGUUAUGACGGCUGACUGGUUCAAAGAUUUCGGAUUUGAAGUAGUUGUUGACAAAAAAUUUGUGCCCGAAGACGUAAUGCGUGUAUUUGAAAUGGAUCCCAUUGUAUUACCGGCCUGGGAUCCUAUGGGCACGUUGGCACAGUAGAUCAUGAAUACCGUCUCAUCUCUUUUGCGACUUUUUUUACAUGUAUGAUCACAUCAGUGUUUUAACUUCUACUUUUUUUUUUUUUUUUUUUUUUUUUUGUUUUUCUUUUUGUAAUUAAUGUAAUUAACAAACUUAUGGAAAUCAUUCACUUUAGUUUGUAACCCAUAAAAUUUUCGUGUGCACGCCUUGGUUGUACGUAUGUACAUUUAUACAUUCAUACGUAUACGUGUAACGUUAUGCAUUCGCUGUAAAACAUAAAUAAUUUAAAAUAUCGCUAAAGGAAUAAAAGAACGUGCACAUGCAAAGGACGCAAUAUCCUUAAAGAUUUGGACUAGUGAACCUAGCAACCAAGAAAACAAAAUUAUGUAUUCUUCCCCUUUUUGUUUGACAAUAUUAACGAAAUGUUUUUCCUUUUUUUUAUUAUCUUGAUUUCAAAUAUAUAACCCAACUAUAAAGA
Molecule: messenger RNA, 1944 nt
Organism: Glossina fuscipes
Lineage: Eukaryota; Metazoa; Arthropoda; Insecta; Diptera; Glossinidae
Product: bleomycin hydrolase
Exons: 8
Coding region: 18-1487 (489 amino acids)
Biological process (GO): proteolysis; response to toxic substance; L-homocysteine catabolic process
Cellular component (GO): cytoplasm
Molecular function (GO): cysteine-type aminopeptidase activity
Source: RefSeq, a predicted model, not a curated record